AUUGAAGGUCAAGUUUCCAGGCAACGGGGUCGUGGGGAAGAAAUGGGUAUCGACGCGGCGGUUGAACAGAGUCAUUCACUAACCACGGGUGUACCCUGGGUUCCAGACAGCGAAUGUGCUUGCUGUAGUGCUUGCAAUGUUCACUUUUCUUUGGUCCGUCGUCGCCAUCACUGUCGCAAUUGCGGGCGAAUAUUCUGUAACCGCUGUAGCAUCAAUUCUACACCACUUCCAAAUCACGGAUACUCGAAACCAGUGCGCGUCUGCAAUCGCUGCUUCCUCUGCGAAUUGAGUCCUUUCAGCAACUCAAACGGCGAUGGCGAAGCUCGUUCGUGA
This is a messenger RNA of Soboliphyme baturini, 333 nucleotides long. Lineage: Eukaryota; Metazoa; Nematoda; Enoplea; Dioctophymatida; Soboliphymatidae. The record is from the annotation of a GenBank genome assembly.